Messenger RNA from Cornus florida, 2220 nucleotides. RefSeq lists its product as uncharacterized. Gene Ontology annotation, molecular function: polyubiquitin modification-dependent protein binding. The transcript has 3 exons. The coding region runs from base 225 to 1937 and encodes 570 amino acids. Gene Ontology annotation, cellular component: VCP-NPL4-UFD1 AAA ATPase complex. The record is from RefSeq and is a predicted model, not a curated record. Lineage: Eukaryota; Viridiplantae; Streptophyta; Magnoliopsida; Cornales; Cornaceae.
AUUGUGAGUCAAGAAGGAUAAAUACCUGUUUUCAUAUCAUCUUCAACAAGAAAUCGGAGACUUCAACUCUAAAAAACCUCAACGCCACAACAAUUAAUUAAACCUCCUCUGAAUUUUGAUCGUUGCAAUUGUCUCGGGAAAGCUAUACACGCUUUAUAUAUAGAGAGAGAUUGCUGAGGUAUAUAGAGAGAGAUUACUGAGAUUGAGAUUGGAAGGUUAGAGAGAUGGAUUUUGAGCUGAGAAGAGCAAGAGAGAAGUUGGAGAAAGAACAGACGGAGAGGAAAGAGAAGGCCAGGCUGAAGCUGCAAAGAGAGAGAAAAUCCAAACAGGAGGCGAUUAAGCAACGCGAGUCCAUUGAAGCUGCGCAGAGAUCUCGAAGGAUCGAGGCUGCCGAAGCUCAACUCAAGGCUGAUCAAGAAAUGGAAGAAAGUCUACUUGCUGGGAGAGGGCUUAUGUUUUAUCGUGUCUUAGAAGCUGUGCCUUAUCAGGGUAAUGGAGAUAAAAUCAAAUUACCACCAUCCUGCUUCACAGAUUUGUCUGAACAAGGUGCUUUUGACAAAGGACCCAUACACUUCCGGUUGACACUAAUACAUAAAGAGGUGCCUUCAGACGUGAAAGAUGAUGACAGACAAAAUCAUAAAACAACACAUGCUGGUGUCCUGGAAUUCACUGCUGAGGAAGGUUCCGUUGGGCUUCCUCCUCAUGUAUGGGGUAACUUAUUCCCUGCAGAAGCUCCCGAGACUUCCUUGGUUGAAAUUCGUUACGUUUGGCUGCCAAAAGGAGCUUAUGCAAAACUUCAACCUAAUGAAUUUGGCUUUUCAGACAUACCCAAUCACAAGGCUGUCCUUGAAACAAGCCUUCGCCAGCAUGCAACUCUUUCUCAAGAUGAUGUGCUCACAGUCAAGCAUGGUGCACUGGAGUACCAUUUACGAGUUCUUGAAUUAAAACCCUCUUCAAGUGUGUCUGUUCUAGAAACAGAUAUUGAGGUUGAUGUAGUAGGUCCUGAGUCAGUUGCAGAGGGAACAAAUCAGCAUGUCCUAAAAGCUCUUAAAUUUGGAAUAUCAGAAUCUGCCGUUGUUGACGAAGGAAACUAUGUGUAUUACAAGUUCUCAAUAGACAACGAUACUUGGGGAAAGAUUUUGUCUGCAGACUCCAAAAUUGUGGUAAAGCUAGAACCAGAUAGGCAAGAUGGUGAUACUGAUCUUUAUAUUUCCAGGCAUCCCCUCUUAUUCCCAACCAGGCACCAGCAUGGAUGGUCUUCACAUGAUGUUGGUUCAAAGGCUUUGAUCCUUAGCUCAAAAGACCAGAGUUUGGGAAUAGGUACCUACAGCAUUGGUGUAUAUGGAUUCAAGGGGAGAACAAACUAUCUGUUAAGAGUAACAGUUCAAGAUAACUUUGAUCAGAAAGUGGGUCAACAAACUAUGUCUUCCUCUUCAUCUAUGGAGAUAGAUACUGUGGAGUGUAGAAAUUGCAAGCAUUAUAUACCCACUAGGACUAUAGCCCUACAUGAGGCAUAUUGUAGCAGGCAUAAUGUCGUCUGUCAGCAUGCUGGUUGUGGGGUUGUUCUUAGGAUUGAAGAGUCCAAAAAUCAUAUCCACUGUGAUAAAUGUGGGCAAGCUUUUCAACAAGGAGAAAUUGAGAAGCACGUGAAAGUUUUCCAUGAGCCUCUUCACUGCCCCUGUGGAAUUGUCCUUGAGAAAGAAAAGAUGGUGCAACACCAAUCCUCAGAUUGCCCCUUGCGCUUAAUUACAUGUCGGUUUUGUGGGGAUAUGGUUCAAGCUGGCAAUUCUGCUGCAGAUGCAAGGGACAGAUUAAGAGGACUUUCGGAACACGAGAGUGAGUGUGGGUCAAGAACUGCUCCAUGUGAUUCAUGCGGACGCUCUGUCAUGUUGAAGGAGAUGGACAUUCACCGAAUUGCUGUUCAUCAAAAGAACUAAUCCCGUAAUUUCUCUUUCACUUCGUGUGAUUUUGGAAUGAGUUACUGACCUACAUUUAUAAGGCACUGGUGGAUGUGGUUUCACUGCCAACAAAUGAGGAGAUGUGCUGUUUAUUUGGAGUUUAAUCUGAUGAUUGUUCUGUGGCAAUUGUAAUAUUUUAUGAACUAUUCAACCCACUGCCCUGAAUUCAGGGCAGGGCUGUGGGUCAUGUGAAUGGCAUUGGUUGUAGAUUUCUGGCUAUCAAAUAUAUAAUUUCUUUGUAGUGGUACCAUGUACCAUUUUA